AUGCACAAGACGUACACGGACUGCUACGGAGCCGCAGGCUUCAGGGGAGGCAAUUGGUCGUACGCGCUGAACACGAACGAGACAUACGGCACAGCCACGGCGGCCCUCGAGGAGAUGAUCGCCCCAGACGAGCGCAGGCUUGCGUGUUAUUACCUGGGCUGGGAUGGUGUCGAGCACCAUCAAGAAUACGCAACCACGUCUCUGUUCUUCGAAGAGAUUAACAAACUUCGCCCAUAUUUCGGCCCGGGGACUGGGGCGUGGUACGUCAAGUUUGAGAAACAUUCAUCAUCUAGGGAGUCGUAG
Messenger RNA from Fonsecaea multimorphosa CBS 102226, 303 nucleotides. RefSeq lists its product as uncharacterized. The record is from RefSeq and is a predicted model, not a curated record. The transcript is spliced from 2 exons. Bases 1 to 303 code for a protein of 100 amino acids. NCBI's taxonomy places the organism in Eukaryota, Fungi, Ascomycota, Eurotiomycetes, Chaetothyriales, Herpotrichiellaceae.